Messenger RNA from Phyllostomus hastatus (greater spear-nosed bat), 1907 nucleotides. It is a transcript of the gene UBXN6, whose product is annotated as UBX domain protein 6. Gene Ontology annotation, cellular component: cytoplasm. Gene Ontology annotation, molecular function: protein binding. Lineage: Eukaryota; Metazoa; Chordata; Mammalia; Chiroptera; Phyllostomidae. The record is from RefSeq and is a predicted model, not a curated record. The transcript has 10 exons. Bases 117 to 1448 code for a protein of 443 amino acids.
GGACUUCCGGCAGCCCCUUAUUUUUUUUCCGGUUGCUGGCUCUUACAGACCCCUCCCGGACUGGGCCUUUGGCCCCUAUUUCCCCGCGGCCCUCUGCCGCUGGGCCUUCCGCCACCAUGAAGAAAUUCUUCCAGGAGAUCAAGGCUGAUAUCAAGUUUAAGAGUGCAGGUCCCGGACAGAAGCUUACGGAGUCGGUGAGGGAGAAGGGCCCCAAAGAAAAGCCCAACCAGCCAGUGCUCCGGCAGCCCCGCCAGGGACCUACAGAUGAGGCGCAGAUGGCAGCCGCAGCGGCCCUGGCCCGGCUGGAGCAGAAGCAGCCCAGGGCCCGGGGCCCCACAUCGUCACAGGACUCCACCCGGAACCAGGUGAGAAAGGAACUUCAAGUCGAGGCGACUGUCAGUGGGAACUCGAAGGCCCCAGGGACUAACAUGGUGCCUGAGCCCAGAGAGGAAGGCUCAACCCCCCUGGCAGUGCCUGGAGUGUACUUCACCUGCCCCCUCACAGGGGCCACCCUGAGGAAGGACCAGCGGGACAGCCGGAUCAAAGAAGCCAUUCUCUCACACUUCUCCGUGGACCCGGUGGCUGCCUCCAUCAUGAAGAUCCACACGUUCAACAAAGACCGGGACAAGGUGAAGCUGGGCGUGGACACCAUCGCCAAGUACCUGGACAAUAUCCACCUGCACCCUGAGGAGGAGAAGUACCGGAAGAUCAAACUGCAGAACAAGGUGUUCCAGGAGCGCAUUAACUGCCUGGAAGGGACCCACGAGUUUUUUGAGGCCAUUGGCUUCCAGAAGGCAUUGUUGCCAGUUCCAGAUCAGGAGGGCCCUGAAGAGUUCUACGUGCUGAGUGAGGCCGCCCUGGCCCAGCCCCAGAGCCUGGAGACGCACAAGGAGCAGCUGCUGUGUGCGGAGCCUGUGCGGGCCACGUUGGCCCGCCAGCGACGUGUCUUCCGGCCCUCACCCCUGGCCUCUCAGUUUGACCUGCCUUCUGAUUUUUUCAAUCUCACGGCUGAGGAGGUCAAGCGGGAACAGAGGCUCAAGUCUGAGGCGGUGGAGCGGCUGAGCAUGCUGCGGACCAAGGCCAUGAGGGAGAAGGAGGAGCAGAGGGAGAUGCGCAAGUACACUUACACACUGCUGCGAGUUCGCCUCCCUGACGGCUGCCUCCUCCAGGGGACCUUCUACGCCCGGGAGCGGGUGGCAGCACUCUAUAGCUUUGUUCGGGAGGCCUUGCAGAGCGACUGGUUGCCCUUUGAGCUGCUGGCCUUGGGUGGGCAGAAGUUGUCAGAGGAUGAGAACUUGCCCUUCAAUGAGUGCGGGCUGGUGCCCUCGGCCCUCCUGACCUUCUCGUGGGACUCGGCAGUGCUAGAGGACAUCAAGGCUGCGGGGGCUGAGCCAGACUCAUCUAUCCUGAAACCCGAGCUCCUGAUGGUCAUCGAGAAGCUCCCGUGAAAUAAAAGCAGGGUUGGCUUCAGCCCCCAUGGGUCUGUGUCAUGCUCUCCUGCUUCCUCCACCACUGCUCAUGUCCCUGCUCCCCCUCCACUCAGGGCCUCCCAGCCUCUUCUGGGACUGUCUGCCCAGCCCACAGGCAGGGGAGGCCACUGGUUGGCCUGUGAUUGCCACUCAGAGGGCUUUCAGGAGACAGCUGCUGUGCUGUCCUUGGUAGUGCUGGCUCUAAGCCUUAUCCAGCUGCUAAUAACAUGAUUAAUGGAACCCUAGGCAUGACAGAUGUGAACGCCUCCCUGGGCAUGAGAGUGGGCCUGCAGCACGGGCCCAGGCCCCACGGCUGGCCCUGAGGCUGCCCUGUGGGACUGUUGGUGACAGUGGCAUAGGGUGGAGAUGCUGGGCCUGUCAAGCCAGAAUUCUGUAACUCUAAAUUCUGAACUGAAAUAAAUAGGCUCUUUGACUAGA